AUGUCUUCCCUCCCACCAGGAACGGAUCUAUGCGCCAUUCCAGCGGCUCAACCUCCAGCAGGCCAGACAUCCAACUUCGUAAACCCACCGAACUUGGCCGCUGAGACCAUCGCUGUGAUAACAGUGACGCUCGCUUGGGCGACGCUGUUUACAGCAGCGAGGCUGUAUACCAAUUUUCGCAAGCUGACUUGGGCAGACGGCUUUGUGGUCAUCGCGCUGGCGCUUUCCGCUACAUACAAUGGCUUGGUUCUGGAUAUGCUCAAAUACACCCGUCAUCAGUGGGAUAUACCCGCCUGCUGUGCUUACCAUGCGAAUCUCCAGAUUCUCUACGCGCAAGGCACACUCCUUGGACCCGUCAUCUUCUUCGCGAAAUCCUCCAUUUUCCUCCUAUGUCGCCAGAUCUUCACCAUCCAGAAAACAAUGAAAUAUGCCAUUCGGUUCGGUCUGCUCUUCACCUUUCUCCUAUACUGGCCAGGCGUCGGUCUGGAAUCGUACUACGCGGCACCGCAUAUCGGAGAGACAUGGGAGGAUCUGCUGGUCAACAAGCGACCAGAGAAAUUGAUAUACUGGGGUAUCGUGCAGGGAACGCUCUCCGUGGUUCUGGACAUCUACAUUUUUAUCCUGCCACUCCCGCUUCUCUCGAAGCUGCAACUUCCUCGCAAAAAGCGAUGGCAGCUCUUGAUCAUCUUUUCGACCGCCAUGAUGGGAAUAGUCGCCAGCGUCAUCGCGCUCGUGUUUCGCAUUCAGCUCCUAACUACCUCCGACACAACCUUUACUCAGAGUGCGCUCUUCAUCUGCGUAAACGUCGAGAACAACGUCGCCAUCAUCGUCAGUUCGAUGCCCUUCUUCGCGGCCUUUUUCAGAAGUCACGUCCUCGAAUCGGCCCUUCUCAAGACUCUACGGUCACGACUAAGCUCUAGCGGGGAUCGCUCUGUCGUUGGGACAGUAGACCACCAUAUGGUCAAGGCUCCGCCGUCUCCAUCGCAUCUUCUGAACGAUACAACGGGCAGGAGGGGGUGGGGACGGCCAUCAACGCAGGGAAGGGGAAUCUCCCGUGAGGUCAACAUUGAGCAGGAGAUCCGGGAGUAUUCCAUUGUAUGA
This is a messenger RNA of Aspergillus novofumigatus IBT 16806, 1101 nucleotides long. RefSeq lists its product as uncharacterized. Bases 1 to 1101 code for a protein of 366 amino acids. The record is from RefSeq and is a predicted model, not a curated record. Lineage: Eukaryota; Fungi; Ascomycota; Eurotiomycetes; Eurotiales; Aspergillaceae. The transcript is spliced from 7 exons.